Vanessa atalanta (red admiral) is the source of this 6629-nucleotide messenger RNA. RefSeq names its product mitogen-activated protein kinase kinase kinase 4 (gene Mekk1). The transcript has 30 exons. Gene Ontology annotation, molecular function: ATP binding; protein kinase activity. Gene Ontology annotation, biological process: MAPK cascade; protein phosphorylation. The record is from RefSeq and is a predicted model, not a curated record. Bases 367 to 4710 code for a protein of 1447 amino acids. Lineage: Eukaryota; Metazoa; Arthropoda; Insecta; Lepidoptera; Nymphalidae.
UGAUGAGGUGGUGUUUAUUUGAAAAAAAUCUGAUUUGCCGGUAAAUUAUUGAAACUUUACGCAAUUAGUUAUGUUACAGUGUUUUGAAUAAUGUAUCAGCAUUGAGUUACUGGAAAAAAGCGAGGUGUAAUGAUCCAAGCUUAAAUGUAAAGUUUGUGCUACACAAAACAUGUAAAGUGACGCGGGAACUUUGUACCCAUUUAGUUUCGUACGUAAGUGAAAUGGAUUCGGAAGAGAAAGACUGGAAAAAGAAAUUGGGAUUCCCAAUCAACUAUGAUUCAGGGCAGAGCUCAGAGGAGGAUAAUGACUCAAAGGACGUCGUGAUGAGGCACCCGAGGCAAUCCUCGAGGUACUUGCUGGAGGAGAAUGGAGACGGGUCGGAAGCCGAUUUGCUGGGUACGACUCCGCCUCGAGCUCGUAUCAGGGAUAAGGAGAAGCGAAGGAACGUAUUCGACGCUGGCUUAUGUAUACAGAAAACGUUGGUGGAAGGCAAGAAUUACGAUGAAAUGUCCCCCUCACCACCAGUUUUGUCCGAUAGAACGUCUUAAGAAGCGCUCGAGCCUAAAGCUCAUCAGAUCCAAGGAACGGGACUGGAAGGAUGGGCAACGUGAAUCCAGGGCGGAUUCGUUACCGUCACCCAGCCCUCAGGCCGGUGUGCCCACUUUGUGUUCAUUUCAGGUGGAAUCCUGCAGCCGCUUCAUGUCGCUGACCUCUCGUCUCAAGUGUCGAGCGGCUUACGAGAAUGAGGUCCAAGAGAGGUGCUCGGAUGAAGAGCUGCCAGCCAGCAGGGUCAACUUCCACAACACAUUCAGCAUGCUCAUUAACAUGGGGAAUAUUGAGAAGGGGUGUCGGCGUACAAUAAGUCGGGAGGAGCAGGUCUGGCAGAACGAGCUAAAGGAUCUCAUCUGGUUGGAAUUAAAAGCGAAGCUUGCCGGUCGGACGCUCAGCCAGCAAGACGCGUAUCUUUGCGCGCAAAGAAACAUUAUUCCCUCCAUUGUGCAGAGAAUUCAGGAGUACAAAUUCGUGAAUCCAGAUCCCUGCAGGAAUAGAUCACAGAAGCUCGCCAUAGACGGCUCCGACGACGAACUGCCCGACCAGGCAGACGGAACGGCCGGAGACGAGGACGGCGAAGAGGCGGGCGCGCGUGCGGGCUGCGUGUCGGUGGACUGCGGGCGCUGCGCGCGCGCGGUGGGCGCGGCCAUGCGCGACGUGGCGGCGCUGCUGGACGCCUACGACGCGGCGCUGGCGCUGUACCCGUCGGCCGCCGCCGCCGCCGCCGACCACCCCGCGCUGGGCGCCGCGCCGCUCGUGCACCGCCUGCGCGCCAUGUGCCUGUGGUACAACACGGCGCAGCACAUGCGCCUCAAGGUGCUGUCGGUGCGCCGCAUGCUGCGCACGGCGCGCCGCAAGGCGCACGCCGCCGACGCCGGCAGCCGAAAAUCGUCGGUGACCAGGUUACCCGGUCACGUUCGAUUCAACGUCAGCAACGACACGAGUGACUCCAACAACAGCGACACCAGCGGUCACUCGGAGGGCAGAGGAUCGGUAACGGAGGAGAGGAGAGACGUCGACGGCCAGACGUCGGACUCCUCGAAUAAUCCAGAAAAUGCGAGUUCAGACAGAGGAGAGGAAGGAAAAGUCGACCCGAAGACGGACGUCGCCGUCGAGACCGAGGGGAACGACGUUCCAGACGGCGGCGCGGCGGCGGGCGGGGCGCGCGGGGCGGAGACGUACGCCAGCAACGAGAGCGGCUACACGUCGGAGGCGGAGCGCGACGCGCCGCACGACGUGUUCGAGUUGGGCCCGCUGGGGGACGUGGCGCGGCUGCGGCUGCUCGGCCGCUCCGCCGUGUCCGCGUACCGGGAUUAUCAUCACGAGAUGUUGAAGACGCAAGGAGUGCGUCGCUGUCUGAUGUUUAUGAAUAAGAUGUGCAGCAAACUACUCAAUAAAGUUUAUCUCACGCUGCUGGAGCCGCAGGCUGACAGCUUUGGAGAAGAAGAUACGUCGGAAGUGUUUGAAGGUACCAAAGAAACAGAAAAUAAGGCUGACGAGAAUGACGACAUUAACAACACGUACGAAUUUCGCAGAUAUGGUUGCUGGAGUAAGGAGACCCUGUCCAUGCGUUUGCCCUCCUAUCGCAAUCAUUUCCUACUGUUGACCAGCAUCAGCAUGGAAGCAGUGCAUGACUACCUCUCGCUGAGGAUGGAGGGCAGACCUGAACACCCCUCUUGUCUCACAAUCAAACAGCUGAUCCACGAGUUGAAGGAGGGACUGGACAUCUCAGCGGAGGUGCGCGCGUCGUUCGCCCGCAACGUGCAGGCGGCGCUGUGCGGGGCCACGCCCGCCGCGCUGCGCCAGCUGCUGCACACCUACGACGGCACCGUGGCCACCGCGCUGCAGCAGUACCUGUCCUACCUGCGCAUCAUGUCGGAGAAGGAGUCGCUGAGCCGCGCGCAGCUGGCGGGCGAGUGGGCCUUCACGCAGCGCCUGGCCGCGCGCGCGCCGCCCGCCGCCGCGCUCGCGCCCGCCGCCUUCGCAGAUAUGGCGUGUAAUCAGCUGAACAGAGUGCUCAACCGAUUCGAGGAAAAGUUUGCCCAUGUAAUGGAACUCGAGAAGAGCGACCCAUCCGACCUGGACGAUCAAAGGUACCUGGUGUACACGCUGUGCCGCGAGACGCAGUGCAUCUACGCGGGCGAGCGCGACGCGGCGCUGCAGGCCGCGCACUGGGCGCGCGCGCUGGCCGCCCGCCUGCCGCCGCCGCUGCGCGCGCGCAUCUUCAACAGCCUCAUGGCGAUCCGCGACUGCCUGGUGCGCCACACGGCGCUGAUCCUGAAGAGCAGCCGCUCGGCGUCGCUGUCGUCGGCCGAGCUGCCGCGCGACAUCCGCGACAGCCUGGGCGCGCGCGUGCGGGAGCUGCUGCUGCAGGUCUACAAGCUGGGCUUCGAGCUGCACACCGAGUUGCACAAAUUCGCGCAGGCCCCCUUCAAGGAUCAGCUCGAGCGCCGAGCGCGUCGUCUGCGCCCCUCCUCCCUCCAACCCUCCCGCCCCCAAACCCCUCGACUGCGGAGGAAAAGACCGGAGACUAUGCUCAUACACGAGUCCAUCAACCCGAUUCACAGGGAACUACACCGAUUCGCGAACAGCUCCUCCCCGCGGCCGCCGGCCCCGCGACCCAGCGUCACGGAGUCGCCGCGGAAGUCGAAAUUCCUGAGGUCCGAGAGCAUCGGCGAGGAGGUCGAACCGAGCGCGCUCGACGAGAGCGGCUUCGACGGGACGGGGGCGGCGGCGGAGGCGGCGGCGGAGGCGGCGGCGGAGGCGGCGGCGGGCGCGGGCGCGGAGGCGUGCGCGGGGCGGGCGGCGCGCGCGGUGGUGCAGUUCGCGCGCUGCUGGAUGUCGUUCGUGGUGGAGCGCUGCGAGCGCGGGCGCGGCCUGCGGCCCCGAUGGGCGAGCCAAGGAUUGGAAUUCUUAAUGUUAGCUUGCGAUCCCUACAACACGAAACACUUAAGUGAUGAGGAGUUCGAGGAGCUGAAGCAGCAGAUGGACGGCUGCAUCUCGCACGUGGUGGGGUCGCGCGCGCCCGCCGCCAGCCAGCCCGCCGCGCCGCUGCGCCAGCGCCACCGCAUACACAGUCCCCUAUCGAGCACGAGUAGUACGAACAGCAAGGAGGGCGCGAACCCGCCGACACCGCCGAGCGAGGUUGACGCUCCACUCGUAUUGCACAGCCUUGACGAUGCCGCUCACAGGACACGCAUCGUCCAAGCCAUACGGCAGCUCGACCAGUGUCGCGACGAAAAACUUCAGACCUCGAAAGCUGUCGGCCGAGUGUUGGAGUCGACCAUCAAGAGCUACGAGCCGAAGCUGCGACAGUUGACCUUCAAGUGGCAGAGGGGGCUAAAGAUCGGCGCCGGCACCUUUGGCAAGGUGUACACGGUGGUGAACACGCAGAGCGGGCAGCUGCUGGCCAUGAAGGAGCUGAGCGUGGCGGCCGGCGACCGGCGGGCGCUGCAGCGCGCCGCCAACGAGCUGCGCGUGCUGGAGGGCGUGCUGCACCCGCACCUCGUGCGCUACUACGGCUGCGAGCUGCACCGGGAGGAGAUGCUGCUGUUCAUGGAGCUGUGCGUGGAGGGCUCGCUGGAGACGCUGGUGGCCACGUCGGGCGCGCUGGCGGAGCCCACCACGCGGCGCUACAGCAAGCAGCUGCUGAGCGCCGUGGCCGAGCUGCACGCGCGCGCCAUCGCGCACCGCGACAUCAAGAGUGGCAACAUCUUCCUCACCAACGACGGGCACUGCCUGAAGCUGGGCGACUUCGGCUGCGCCGUGAAGAUCCGCGCCAACACCACCGCGCCCGGGGAGCUGCAGGGCUUCGUGGGCACGCAGGCGUACAUGGCGCCCGAAGUGUUCAUGAAGUCGUCCGGCCACGGUCGCGCCGCAGACAUCUGGUCGUUGGGUUGCGUCGUCACGGAAAUGGCGUCUGGAAAGCGACCGUUUUUCGAAUACGACAGCAACUAUCAGAUAAUGUUCGUGGUGGGCAUGGGAGGCCGUCCGCACAUACCGGAGACCCUCUCGGAGGAGGGCCAGCAGUUCUGCCUCAGCUGCCUCACUCACGACCCCGACCUGCGUCCGCGGGCUGAAGCCUUGAGCCUUCACCACUUCCUGAUGGUGAAAUCCGACGAGGAUUGUAAUUGUGAAACUGCGUUCCUUAUCACAUAGAGCAUUUAACGUUCACUGUAUUUGGUCAAGAAAUAUACAAUGAAUCGCAUUUCAUACGCAAGAAUUUGUAUUUAUAUAACGUUUUAUUGUAACUAUUGUCGUCUGUAUACCGUCUGAAGAAAUUUAUUGAAAGAUAGAAGUAAAAGAAGUUUUAUAUUCGAAGUCAUAUUUUUAUAUUCGAUAAAAUGUAAUUUAAAAAAAAAAAAGAUUAUAUUGAGUCUAUAUUUUUAGGAAACUAUGUUGUAGAUCUCAUUUAGAGAUAAUCAAAAAGUUUUAAAUGUACUAGCUACUAUAUUUAAAUAAUAUCCUAUUAUAAAUGCCUUGAAAAAAAAAAAUCAUUUACGGUUGCAGCUUACAAAUGGCAGUUUUAUAAGAAAAGUAUUUAUAUAUAUUGUGAAACAUAAUUAGUUAAAUUGCGUGCCAUUGUCAAUUAAAUUAACUUGUAUAUACAUAUAAUGUAAUAACGUAAUCUCUACAAAACGGAGAACCUGCGAUCGUAUACCAAACAUUCCUAUUGAGAUGAAAUUUUGCACGGCAGUUAAUAUCAAGUAUAUCUCUGGCGGCUGGAGAAACCUUUAGGGACAAAGAGUGAAAGUCACAUUAGUUACUUGUUAUAUUAAAUUAUGAAUAUAUAUAUAGUUAUAAGUAAAGGUGGAUGUGUCACUUUUUAUACAAAUGACUAAAUUAUAAAUUAAAUUGUUUAAUAGUAAUGAAAUUAUACGAAAUGUUUGUUAAAUAUCUUGCGAGGUAGAAUUUAAGCGAGUAGCGUUCCAGUUGUAAACUUAUAAAUGAUACAUAUAUGUUAUAAUAAAUUCAAAUGUUAUUUUCUUUGAAAGUAAAUCAACAGUUGAACGGUUUAGUCGUCAAUUGUAAUCGAUAAUUAUAGAACAAUUUUCUUAGUAUUUAUUAUUUUAUAAAAUGCAAGAGCGUUUCAAGCGCCUACGGUAUUCAUUUAUAUAAGCACGUAGUUGGGUGGUCGUCACAAUAGCGAGACGUAAAUAAUGAUUUUACGUUAAUGUACAAAUAUGUUUUUAUAAUCUGUAACAAUAAAUCGCGCGGGAAAUUGUUAAUUUUAAUUAAAUCUGUCAGUGUGAUAUUUAGACUCGAUCACUAGUUAGUAAGAAUGUUUUAACGUAAUCGAACAAAUUCAUACACUUUGUUCAAAAGGAAUAUUGUUACAUAAUUAAAUGAAAAUAUAGGACGCGUCCAUCCGACUUCAAUGGGCGACUUCUUGUCAGCAAGAAUGUCACUCGCACGCCGAUAAUUUAACUUAAGAGGGGGGGGGGUCUCUUCUCGAGUGAACAUAUCUAUGUCCAAGUAUUAACUGUUUGAACACAGUUUGUAUACAAAAUUCCGUCGGUUAGUAUCGACAAUUUUUUGCAAACAUGUAAUAGAUUUUUCUUAGCAAAAGGAGACUAAGAACACGGUAGUUUUUUAUAUAUGGAGUUUUGUAUUUGUAUUUGAACUGUCCUGUCAGAUGGUUGCUAUUUAUUAUGAUUCAGUACCUCGUGUGAAGUGUUACUGCUACGUUGGUCGAAUGGCUCGCUUAUCCCAGCGUUGCAGAACUAUCGAUAGUUGACCUCGAAAACUAUUCAGGAUAUCGAUAGUACUAUCGAUAGUAUCGUUUUGAUCAAUACUAUCGAUACUAUCGAUAGCUCUCCGUGAGCAAUACUAUCGGCCCGCAUUCGGGGUGCGGGAGAAAAUGCGCCUUUAGUAGCAAUACUAUUGCUACUAUCGAUAGUAUCGAUAGUUUUGGACUAUCGAUAGCCAGCGAUUUUUUGAUAGUAUUGGUUUUUUAAUGUAAGUAAUGUAUUCGUAAUGUUUUCUAAUCGCUAGACUCAAGAUUACUAGAAAAAAGUUUCAUUGUAAUGCCACCAACCUAAUAAAAGGUUUUUUAAUGUUAUGGUUAUUUAUAAUGU